AUGUACAAAGCUUUGAUAAAAAACAUUGGAUGUUUGUUGCUGUCACAGGAUCCAGAGGUGGCCAGCUGUGGCUACAGAGCUUUGGCAGAUUUUCCUGAAGAGGCCCACACAGUGAAUCUUCUUCCUGAAGCAGCCAGACCAGCUACAAAGGCCCCUGAAAAUGAGGAGGAUGAAGAGGAGAAGGAGGAGGAAGAGAAGGACCUCUCUGUUCCUGGUCCCUCCUAUGUGAAGCUGAUGGCUCUCACCCCUGGGUCUGUCCUGCCAGCCUUUGAGAUCUUCCUGACCUCGCUGGUGAAGCAGGAGAUGAGCCAGAUGCCUCGGGGGGUUUACUUCUCUGCCCUGAGGGGAGGCAACCUGCGGUCAGACCAGGGGAAAACAAUGGCCGGAGUUCCAUCUUUCAUGCUUAAAACCUAUGAGAAGAACAAGCAGCCUGGGCUGAAGCCCGGCCUGGCAGCCGGGCUGUUGCUAAGCUACGAGCUGCCGGUGCAGACGGACCGUGAGGGCAGAGCCAUGGAUCGCUUCCUGGUCAGCCGCAGCCGCAGCUACCAGCUGACCCUGGCAGCCUUGAUCCAUGAAGUGAACAUCCAGCCGUCUGAGUGGCACCGGGCCCUCCUGCUGCCCCAGGCCUGGAGGGGCUUCAUGAGCCGGGCCUUCCACGCCGCCCUGCAGGGUCGACGUGCUGAUUUGGGGAUGCAGCAGAAGCAAGGCAAAGAAGACCCCCAGGAGAUCCAGUACAAACAGCACUGUGUCUGGCUUUG
Notothenia coriiceps (black rockcod) is the source of this 758-nucleotide messenger RNA. RefSeq names its product focadhesin-like. The annotation marks the transcript as partial. Gene Ontology annotation, biological process: regulation of post-transcriptional gene silencing. The transcript has 6 exons. The record is from RefSeq and is a predicted model, not a curated record. NCBI's taxonomy places the organism in Eukaryota, Metazoa, Chordata, Actinopteri, Perciformes, Nototheniidae.